Molecule: messenger RNA, 447 nt
Organism: Aspergillus aculeatinus CBS 121060
Lineage: Eukaryota; Fungi; Ascomycota; Eurotiomycetes; Eurotiales; Aspergillaceae
Exons: 3
Coding region: 1-447 (148 amino acids)
Source: RefSeq, a predicted model, not a curated record
AUGGCCAUCGUCAAGUGUAACCAGCUCCCUGGGCUUUAUGACACGACGGACUCGACGUAUGCAACCGCCGACCUCGUCAUCUGGACCAGCAUCGAAUCGAACGUGAUUAUCAUGGCCUCGAGCAUUCUGACCCUCGACCGACUCUACGAGAUGGUCCGCGGCCGACGCUCGUGGAGUUCCCUCCAGCGGUACUACAAGGGCAACGCGAUCGAGCUCGCCACCUCGCGCAACCGCCCGUUCAGAAAGCCGAUGAACUACAUGCUCACGCACGAUGAGCUGCUGAUGACCAACAUUGGGACUUUAAAGAAUGGCAGUGAGCACAACAUUCUACCAAGGGAGAUACGGAACCAGGGUUAUGCAAUGGGUCAGAUCAACCGAACGGAUAAAGUGGUGGUCGAGUAUGAAAAGGCGUGUUCAAAGACACAGAAACAGAAGCCAGUAGUAUAA